Molecule: messenger RNA, 2011 nt
Organism: Verticillium dahliae VdLs.17
Lineage: Eukaryota; Fungi; Ascomycota; Sordariomycetes; Glomerellales; Plectosphaerellaceae
Exons: 3
Coding region: 350-2011 (553 amino acids)
Source: RefSeq, a predicted model, not a curated record
GGACAUGGUUGCCCUGGCUUUUGUGCGGCUGGAUGGGUUGUUUUUGCUUGCUAUUAUGAAUUUGUAAGACUAUCAUGGGCCUCUGGAGGCUGGUGGUUUCAGGGUUUUCGCUUCUGGGCGGUGUUACGGACUGUUAUGUAGGAUCAUCAAAAGGCUGAAUCUUUUUUCUCCUAUGAAUGUCGUUGCUGCACUUUGCUGUAGAGUGUGCACCAUGAUGCGUGGCGACGCCGACGUGAGGUAUCUCGGAGAGGGGACCUUCCUCUCCAACCUUGACAAAGUACCUACCUACCUAGGUACCAAAGGUACCUUGGGUACCUACCUAGUAGGUAGGUAGGUUGCACCUCGUCCAAUGCCCACGUGGUAUGCGGUCGAGAUGCUUUGCCGGCAGGCGCAUUGGAGGAAGACCGUAUGCGGCGAGAUCGUGAUGCGCGGGGAAGACUGUGUUAGUCUUGGAUGGUGCUUCUGGCAUCGGGCGUGCUACGGAUGUCUUCUCUGUGGGAGCAAGCAUAUCGCCUCAGGAGUCAAGCUUGAGGAGCUUUUUGGGGACUUGGACGAUGACUUGGAGGAUAACAUGGGAAAGACUAGGGGACGGGAGAUCGAGGGGCCACCACUUUGCGCGCACUGUCUCGUGGAGGCCGAGUUGGAUGGAAUGGACGAGAGAGCGGUUGUGCAGAAGGGCUUGAGAAGAAUGGAUUGCGUGGACGGCGGGCUGGGGCGGACAAGAUGGGAAGCCAGUCAGGGACAACCACUACCACUGAGGAUUGGAAGCCAUCAAACAGGGGCCCCAGUUCCCGAGAGCCCUGCCUACCGCUCGCCCUCGCUGCGAGCCACAGGACAAAGAUCCAGCAUCACGAACCACGAUAGAAACCAGCAGAGAGACGCCAUCGAUGCCAUUGACCCACCAGAUUCCACCAUUUACGUGUCUAUCAACGACCCUCUGGGCGAGCCCGCCUUCAAACCUAGCCCUACGAAGCCAAUCCCACGCUGGAUGCAGAUGCUCCCCGGUAACCGUCGCCAGUACUACCCAGAUGCGUCGCGACAGUCUACUCCUGUUUCCCCUUCGCGCGUCUCCUCGACAUCAACUCAACAACUGGGUCCUCUUCCGGAACGGGCGCGAACAUCCUCAAGCAUCUCAACAGUUUGUCCUCAGAAGAUAUUAAACCCAGCCUCAACCCCGCCGUCUCUUUCUCCCAGAGUCUCUUCGUUGACAAGGACGUCAUCUGGAGGCAGCAUCACAGACUUCCAUCCAAGAACUGUUGAGGAUCACAUGAAGCGUCACACACCGAGUUCAUGGGUCAGCCACGAGCCCCUGAAACGACCGUCCUCGCGGAUGGCCUACAUUCAAGGACACCAGAGGACUGUGACGGAAGUCUCGACGUCUUCAGCCUACGCUACACCCCCGGAGUUUUCUUUCGAAGAGCACAACGAGAUUGCUACUCUGCCAUGCCGUCCUCAGCCUGGCCUUGCGGGCACUAUGCCCAGCCGUCAUGUUGCUUUCGAUGAGCUUCCUGCACAGCUAACUCGAACCCGCCCCCCGCUCUCUGCGCCAGCCGUUCCUUCGUCCCACAAACAUGACACCGUACGGCCAACGGCUCGUACCCCACCACCGCUAUCUUCGGAGUAUCUUGAGAAAUAUCGACCCAUUAGAUCACCAUCUCCAAGACCUCUGACAAUCACGAUCAAACCGGCAGUGACGACUGAGGCGCAGAGAAUAGAGAGCGUAGCAGCCACAGCCAGCUCGACGGAAUCCAGUAGCGCCUAUGGGCCGACAAAUACCGUGCUGCAGCCCUCGCGUAUUCAAGACACGGUCUUGCGGAGCAGGAUAGCGAUUCAAAGGGCUGCAGGUGAUCAAAUGCCCAACCCGGACUGCAAGAGACAGAGUGCUGUUGAUGGUGCCGGCUCUAUGCAUUCCAUGGGACCAGAACAACAGCCGAAUAUAAGAGACAGACGGCACUUACGAGAUGAGUUGAGGCGGUUGUUUUGGGGAAGCAGCAGGGAACCCGAUAGAUGA